AUGCAGAACGGAAAAGUUACCUCGUGGAUAUGGCUAUCCCUUUUAUCAUUAACAACGAUUUACGUGUCGACCCAAGCGACCACGCUGGACCCAGUGACCAUGAGGCAGGUACUUCCAGCGUACGCGGUUUUGAAAAAUGUGGAUCUUCUGAAUUCCAGCAGAUGUCGGACGGAGGUUGAUGAAUUUCGUAAUGCUGUUGACAACCACAUACUUUGGGCUCUAAGAGCUUUGGACACCAGUGGCGUGCCACCCGGGGGAUUUAUAAGCGGACACAAUUAUUGGUUAGGAGAUCGUAUGGGUUGCACCAUUCUCUCUCAAAAUCGCACGCUGUUUGUCUCGGAGGGGAAACGAAAGAACAAUACGAUAUAUCGCAACCCGAACGAGGAGCAUCCACCUUUUGAGUUCCGUUUUUUUAUUGGGCGCAUGCGGCACAAUAGCACUAUGCAAUAUCACCAAGAAAUACCGGACGAAGAUUUAAUUACGCUUGGACUUUGUUUACCGGCAUCCUGCACCAAACACGAUGUAGCUAUAAUGCUAGCUAAAGUCAUCCAUAAUAAAACGCUUUUCAUUGGAAAACUUUUUGCCAUAAACUUCAGACUCCUCCAAGUCACUGAUUUGGUGAAUGAUUAUCAAUGGCUCCUCUCUUUAAAGAUGAUCUCCAUCAUAGGAGUUUUGUUAUUGUUGUGUACUACCGCGGCAGCGGCCACAGCAUAUGAUAUUUUCGGCCAUCGAACCCGUGUAAACAGCGAAAAUGAAAUCAUAGCGCUUCAAGGUGGAAAUACGGAGGAAUUGGAGAACGGAACACGAGGGAAACGCAGAACCGAUCACAAUGGAUCGACACCUUCAGAGUCGAGGGAACAAAAUCGCAUGAACCAAUAUUUGCUCUGUUUUUCUUUGCUCAGAAAUGUACGGCAAAUAUUUAAAGUAAAAGAGGAUGUAGAGAAUUUGCGUAUAUUCCACGGUAUAAAAGUGUUGGGAAUGCUAUGGAUUAUUCUCGCGCAUUUGUUCAUCUUCGGGUUUCAUGUUAUGGCUAACAAAUCGCUUUACUACAUGAUGCGCGGUGAAAUACUCAUGGAAAUCAUAAAUAAUCCGACGUUUUCGGUGGACACGUUUUUCUUUCUGAGUGGUUUUCUGUCGUCUUAUAUUUUUCUCAAGGAACAACAAAAAAUGAAGGGAACACUGUCUACAACAGAAAAGACGAAUAUGUUCCUUCAAAUAAUUAUGAAGCGAUAUAUUAGGCUUACACCUGCAUAUUUCGUCGUUAUACUGAUAGCGAUAUUAAAUUUCACCUGGCAUGAUCAUGUCUCAGCACUUCCCCCCUUUGAGCAUCCAAGUGCUAAGUGUUCCAAAUAUUGGUGGACAAAUAUACUUUACAUAAACAACUUCUACCAUUGGGAUGACCUAUCAUUCAGUGGCCAGUUUUACCCGGACACUAAAAUAGACUGUUUCAGGCAUUACAAUAUUGCCAUUGGCUUAGGCGUUUUUAGCUUAGUUUCAUCGAUAGGAUCAGUCGUUUAUAUGGGGUACACUCUUAAUUACGAGCCUACGUUGGAUGAGCAAUAUAAGACACUGACAUACUUUUAUAUACGACCGUGGUGUAGAAUAUCUCCUUAUCUCAUAGGAAUGGCUACAUGUCACCUUCUUAACAAAUGCAACUACGAAUUACGGUUAUCAAAAAAAUUCUUAGUCCUUGGUUGGACUUUGGCAAUUCUAUGUAAUUGCUCGAUUCUAUUUACACCCGUGAACCAUAACACGUCCUUAAACUUAGCCGUUCUUUAUUUGGCCCUCAGUAGAACGGGCUGGGCACUGGGUAUAGCCUGGCUGAUAGUUGUAUGCACUACGAACCAUGCUGGUAUCGUGAAGAAAAUCUUAUCGCUAGAUAUUUUUGUUGUUUUGAGUAAAUUGGCGUAUGGUGUUUAUCUUCUAAAUCCUGUUCUUAUACUUUCGGCUUUUUCUUCAACUUAUUAUCCUUUCUACGUUGAUAACGUCACCAUUGGUACCCUGUUCGUUACAAUGGCUGUUUGUAGUUUUAGUGCUUCUAUUCUCUUAUGCGCAACAAUCGAAAUGCCGUUUAUGCGAUUGUAUAAUAGUGCACGAAGAAAAGCGAAGCGACAUAAUUCUUCCUGA
Bombus huntii is the source of this 2127-nucleotide messenger RNA. RefSeq names its product nose resistant to fluoxetine protein 6-like. The transcript has 12 exons. Bases 1 to 2127 code for a protein of 708 amino acids. NCBI's taxonomy places the organism in Eukaryota, Metazoa, Arthropoda, Insecta, Hymenoptera, Apidae. The record is from RefSeq and is a predicted model, not a curated record.